Messenger RNA from Crotalus tigris (Tiger rattlesnake), 493 nucleotides. It is a transcript of the gene KCNE5, whose product is annotated as potassium voltage-gated channel subfamily E regulatory subunit 5. NCBI's taxonomy places the organism in Eukaryota, Metazoa, Chordata, Lepidosauria, Squamata, Viperidae. The record is from RefSeq and is a predicted model, not a curated record. The coding region runs from base 136 to 486 and encodes 116 amino acids. Gene Ontology annotation, cellular component: membrane. Gene Ontology annotation, molecular function: transmembrane transporter binding; delayed rectifier potassium channel activity; voltage-gated potassium channel activity involved in ventricular cardiac muscle cell action potential repolarization. The transcript has a single exon. Gene Ontology annotation, biological process: potassium ion export across plasma membrane; regulation of heart rate by cardiac conduction; membrane repolarization during action potential.
UUAACCCGGGGGGGGGGGAGGAGGAGGCUCCCCCGGCCCCUUGCAAAGCCGGCAAGCGCAGCAGCUGCAGCCUUUGUCUCUCUGCCCGGCGCCCGGCAGGCUAGAGGGAAGGAGCCCCGGGCGCGCAGCGGAGCCAUGCAAGAGCCGGGGGCGAACUGCAGCGAGAGCCGGCGGCUGCAGCUCCUCCUGGACCGGCUGUGGCAGGAGCUGCGCGGCGAGGGCGGCGGGGGUCCCGGCCCCAGCGCUUCUCCCAGGCCCUCCGCGCGCCCGCCGGGCGAGGACGACGCCUACCUGUACAUCCUGCUGAUCAUGAUCUUCUACGGCUGUCUGGCCGGCGGGCUGAUCCUGGCUUACACGCGCUCGCGCAAGUUGGAGUCCAAGCACGACCCCUACCACCUCUACAUCGAGAGCGACUGGGCGGCGGGGAAGGGGGUCCCCGCCAGCCCGGGCGAGCGCAGCAGCAGCGGGGAGAGCGAGCCUCUGUGAGAUGGGG